AUGAUGUUCUUCAACCUCGCCGGAACCAAGCGCAAGGUCGAGGCGGACACUGCCAGCGCUCAGCAGCAGAAGCGCCAGCGCCUCCAAACCGAGGAGAUGACCCGUCGCACAUACUUGCAGCAGAAUGACCACCUCAACUCCAGCCUCCAAAGCCCCCUGCUAUCACACCUCCAUAACCAGCGGAUGCAGUCCGUUCAUCAGCUGCAAUCCCUCCCCGACUCCAUCUUCGCCCGCAUCUUCAUUUUCACCGACCUAAUCCAAGACGAGCCGAUCGACCUACCCAUGUCCCGCGCCUUCAUUCGCAAGAACAACAUCGCCCUUCUCUCCGUCAACCAUCGCCUGCACAAGCUGGCUCUUGGCAUGUUCUGGUCGGUCAACUCCUUCGUCAUUCGCAUCGAGAAGUUCAAUGCGGCUGCAAUCCUGCCAUGGUGGACGCACGUCAGCGCCGUGCGCAAGGAAGUCGAGGAGAACUCGAUCGUGAUGGCGGACCACAAGACAAACAACUUCCUCGAUGCGGACUUCUACCCAUUGGAAGACGUCCUCUACGAGCAAGACCUCGAGCGUCAGGAGGUUGAGAAGAAGAGCAUGUUGAUGGCGGACCCGAGGAUGAAGGACCUCGACGACACUCGCUUCAGCUCCAUGAAGGAUGAGCUCAGCUACGAAGCUCUGGCCUUCUAUCACUUCCACCUCCGCCGUACCAAGCCUUGGUCGACCACCGUUCUGCCCCUCGGCGCCAUCACCCUCGAUGUCCCCUACGACCCCCAUUGGUCUAACCUCAACACCUGGCUGCGCCUCUUCCACGAGGGCAAAGUCCCAGCUCUCACCAGCAGCGACAUCGGACACGGGGCGAGCGAGUGGAAGAACCUGCAUCAGAUUGUCGGCCUCUUCUUGAGCGUGCAGCGCGAUAAAGGGGGCAAGUGGGAAGAUGUGGAGAAGAGCUUGGAGGGUUGGCAGUACACGCUGAAGUUUGCGGAUUCUCGGUGGCAGUUUGAGAAUGGGCCGGCACAAGAGGUACUUGUGCUUCAAGACGAUGAUGACGAGGAGCAGCUUGAGAAGGAGAAGAACCCCCAAGAGAUGGGAGGUGACGAGGAGGAGGAGCGCGACUUGCUUGAUCAGCUGUCGAAGGACGUUGAGAUGGCGAUAGCUCCUGCUGACACACCUGGCUGCAAGUCGACUCAGUCUUUUGGGUCUUCGCCUCCGCCAUCCAGCCGGCCCUAUCACACGCCAGGACCUCAGAGUCACAAGAGAGUGGUGUACCUGCCAGAUUCUGACGAUGAGGAGGAGGACCUGGCAGACGGCGAGAAGGGAGACGAUCGCAUGUCAAGCCCAGAGUUGUGA
Molecule: messenger RNA, 1338 nt
Organism: Zasmidium cellare ATCC 36951
Lineage: Eukaryota; Fungi; Ascomycota; Dothideomycetes; Mycosphaerellales; Mycosphaerellaceae
Exons: 2
Coding region: 1-1338 (445 amino acids)
Source: RefSeq, a predicted model, not a curated record